AUGGAAAGCAAGCGCUUUCGUGAGAGAGCUCAGCAUAAUGGCUGUAGAAAUAGAGACGUGUUCUUCAAAAGAGUAACAAAAGAAGAUGCUGUUAGACUAUCCGAUGGAUACACAACUGGUGGAGGUUUUACAAGCGUUGAUGAAGAAUAUGCGCAAAUCAGAAGGCCGCGGCGAGCACAUUCCCAUUCCCCUCGAAAAAGUCGGCGCGUAGCCCCUUCUCCAAGCUCUCGGCAAAAAUACGAGCAGCGACCAAUGUCACCACUCGCACGACCUACUCGUUCACCUCCAAAACGAAGGCUUUACGAAAGCCAAUGGCCGACGGACUUUGCAAGAGUCGUUCUUACUAGGCUUUUUUUACUCAUUGACAUUGUCGAAAAUCUCAAUCGUCGUAUUCGCAUUCUUUCAGAGCAUCCAAGUAAAAUCACAGCGAGGUUGUCAAUCAUGCGUCGGUUUUGCGGAGACAAUGACGAUCUCGAUCCCAUGGAAAGACAUCGUUACCAAUUUUACGAAUGGAAAAAACCUGUAAAACUUGACUGCUGUGAGGGUCAUUUCUGCGAAAAAUGCUUUUUGGAAGUUAAAGAAAAGCAGCUGUCGACGUGUCCUCUCUGCAGAGCAACAAAUUUUAGCGGAAAACCAUCUAGACUCAUGACAACCCUUUUGGACUCGAUUCAUUUAAAAUGUCCGGCCCCUGAGUGUUCAGAAAGAAUAGUUCAUUCUGAGUUCGAUUCCCACAAAUCAAUCUGUCCAUUUCUCAACAAGAAGAAAUGUCCUUCAUGUUCUAUAGAAAUGAAAGCAGACGAGCAUGAACGACAUGUAGGCUGCAAUGAUCAUCUUUACGCACAAGUUCAAAAAUUGAAGACAAGAGUCCAAGAGUUGGAGAAGACAACGAAGACACAGACGACUAAGAUAGAAAACCAAAGAGAAAGUGUUGCUAUUUUCCAAAGAAAAUAUAACGAGGCCACAGAAAAAUCGAAGAAAAAAGACGCUGAUAUAAAACGACUGAAUAAAAAGAUUGAAUCCAUCAGUAUCGCAAAGGCAAAAGAAAUAAAUUUAUUGAAGGAGAAAUUGGGCAUUCGAGAAGAUGGUAUUCAAAGUCUGACGAAAGAAUUAGCCGAUAAAGAAAGCAGUCCUCGCGAUCAACGACUUAUCAGAAAUCUUCAAGCUGAAAUUCAAGAGCUGAAGAAAACGAACGACAAUCAGGAAACUUGUGCAAAAGUUCAAUUGAAAGAAUAUGAAAACUCCAACGCAAAAUUAAGAGAAGAAAUCAAAAGACUCAAAGAGCAAUUGGAAGAAUGCUCAAGGGCAGCUAAAUAUAAAGAAACAAACGCAAAACAGAAACAAUCUGCUGUUGAAGAUAAAUUGAGAAAAGAAAUUAAGGACUUGAAGCAAUCGUAUUCAUUAUUGAAAGCUAGUCAAAAUCAAAUCAGCGCGCUCUGCUCAUCUAAAACGAAGAAGAUUGAAAAUUUGGAGAAGUUUGCCAAAAGUAUGCAGGAGGUACAUGGAGAUGAAACUAAAAAGUUGCAGUCGAAAUUCGAGGCAAAGCAACAGGAAAAGAUCGAGUUAGAAAACAAUCAUUCAGCAGCAAAAGCUCAGAUGAGCGCAGAUAUCUCAAUAAAAACUCAUCAACUCAACAAACUCAACAGUGAAUUCGACAAGCAAGCAUUGGAAAUUCAGGAAUUAAGGAAAAGGCUUCAAGAACAGAAGAAGGAGAAUGAAACUCUUGCUGGUCUUUACGAGAGUGAGAGAAAGGCCCGCGAAAAGAGGGAAACGUCUGGCUUUCUACUUGACUUCAUUUGGGAAUAA
Molecule: messenger RNA, 1803 nt
Organism: Oikopleura dioica
Lineage: Eukaryota; Metazoa; Chordata; Appendicularia; Copelata; Oikopleuridae
Source: the annotation of a GenBank genome assembly